Chaetura pelagica (chimney swift) is the source of this 1072-nucleotide messenger RNA. RefSeq names its product quinoid dihydropteridine reductase (gene QDPR). The transcript has 6 exons. Gene Ontology annotation, biological process: L-phenylalanine catabolic process; tetrahydrobiopterin biosynthetic process. Gene Ontology annotation, molecular function: 6,7-dihydropteridine reductase activity; NADPH binding; NADH binding. Gene Ontology annotation, cellular component: cytoplasm. Lineage: Eukaryota; Metazoa; Chordata; Aves; Apodiformes; Apodidae. The coding region runs from base 1 to 822 and encodes 273 amino acids. The record is from RefSeq and is a predicted model, not a curated record.
AUGCGGGGCGGGCGCUGCGCGGGAGGCCGGGGCCGGCCCGGGGGAUGUGUCCGGCCUCGCUGCCCCCGGGUGCGCUGCUGUUCGCCCCUUGCCCGGCGGGGGUGGGUCCGGUUCCCGACAAAAAGCCGGCGCUGCGGGGCAGAGGAGCCAGGCCGGUGCCGGUCCUGCUGCGGUGCAGCCCCAGGAUGCUUCUGCUCGUCGCUUCAUUCGUUUCUUUCGUUUCCUUCUGCCUGCAGGCGGGCAUGGGUGUUUACAAAGAGCGUGAUCUGGGACUUCAGGGGUUCGGUUACAGCAGAGGUUGGAAAACUUCUUGGUGAAGAAAAGGUGGAUGCAAUCUUGUGUGUAGCAGGAGGAUGGGCUGGAGGCAGCGCCAAAGCUAAAUCUUUAUACAAAAACUGUGAUCUGAUGUGGAAGCAGAGCAUUUGGACGUCCACUAUUUCCAGCCACCUAGCCACAAAACAUCUGAAAGAUGGCGGCCUGUUGACUUUGACAGGAGCUCAAGCUGCUUUAUCUGGAACCCCAGGGAUGAUUGGCUAUGGCAUGGCCAAAGGAGCAGUGCACCAGCUUUGUCAGAGUUUAGCUGGUGCCAAUAGUGGCUUGCCAUCUGGUUCUGCUGCUGUUGCCAUUUUACCGGUUACCUUAGAUACACCAGCAAACAGGAAAUCAAUGCCUGAUGCAGACUUCAGUUCCUGGACACCCUUAGAAUUCAUUGCUGAAACCUUUUAUGACUGGAUAACAGGAAAGAAUCGACCCAACUCGGGGAGUCUAAUCCAGGUGAUAACUACAGGAGGGAAGACUGAACUAGUUGCAGCACAUCUUUAAUUUCAGGCACUUAAGAUGGUGAAACUACAGCAGAGGAGAAGCUAUGGAAAAAUCUGUCUGCCAGUAUAAUUUAGAUCAUCUUCUAUAUCCAGUGAUUGUAUUUAUGUCAUUAAUGGAACCAGAUUUCAAGUAAUGUUCUGUGAUGUAAGCUAUCAGCAUUUGCUUACCAACAAGUAUUUGUCUCUAAAUGGAAGUUGCAGGCUUUCACGUCUGUAGAUGUCCUAAUUCUGCAUAUUUACUUGCCUGUUUU